Messenger RNA from Myotis davidii, 814 nucleotides. It is a transcript of the gene CARTPT, whose product is annotated as CART prepropeptide. Gene Ontology annotation, molecular function: neuropeptide hormone activity. Lineage: Eukaryota; Metazoa; Chordata; Mammalia; Chiroptera; Vespertilionidae. The coding region runs from base 306 to 656 and encodes 116 amino acids. The record is from RefSeq and is a predicted model, not a curated record. Gene Ontology annotation, biological process: G protein-coupled receptor signaling pathway; cellular response to starvation; negative regulation of appetite. The transcript has 3 exons.
CCCUUGACUUCGUUUCAGUUCCCUCGGGAGCGUCCCUUACUGCGGGGGUGACAGCAUCUGGGGGCGCAGGGUCCCUGGUGUCCGCUCUCUUGCCCAUCUGUGCGCAGAGCCUUGUUCCGGGGCGCCUGGAGCCCGGCGGGCAUUGACGUCAAGCGGCAGCGGAUCGCUGCCUACAGACGGCUGACCUGGACCCUCCUCCACACCCCCUUCCUUCCUUGCCCCCUCCCUCUUCCCCGCACCCGGGCUCUGGCUCGGUAUAAAAGAGAGGAGCGCGGGGCGCCUCAGCAGCGCCGAGUUUCAGCACCAUGGAGAGCACCCGCUUCCAGCUGCUGCCCCUCCUGGGUGCUGCCCUGCUGUUGCUGUUACCUCUGCUGGGCGCCCGUGCCCAGGAGGAUGCUGAGCUCCAGCCCCGAGCCCUGGACAUCUUCUCCACCGUGGAGGAUGCCUCCCAUGAGAAGGAGCUGAUCGAAGCGCUGCAGGAAGUCCUGAAGAAGCUCAAGAGUAAACGUAUUCCGCUCUAUGAGAAGAAGUACGGGCAAGUCCCCAUGUGUGACGCUGGCGAGCAGUGCGCGGUGCGAAAAGGAGCGAGGAUCGGGAAGCUGUGCGACUGUCCCCGAGGAACCUCCUGCAAUUCCUUCCUCCUGAAGUGCUUAUGAGGCGUCACCCUCCUCCAUCAGUCCCCAGUUCCCCUGCUUCCCCAGAGGACCCCGCCUUCAUUUGUGGAGCUGGGAUUUAGCAACAAAGUUUGCAUUUCCCUCUGAGGGUGAAGGGGCGCUUUUCCUGAUGUUUUCAAAUAAAAGAACAAUGUCUUGUA